AUGACCACUCGACCACAGGGAUACGGACUUACCCGAGAACUCGCUGAGAAGAAUGCUGCAAAAUACUCUGUCGAGGACGAGGUAGAAAUCGUCCAGUGGAUCUGCGAUGUUACCAGUGUUCCUGCUCCCUCUGCUCAGGGACCAGAUGCAUUCAAGGACUUCCUCAGAAGCGGCGUCGUCCUCUGCACCCUCAUGAACAGUCUGAAAGAGGGCUCCUGCCGAAAGCCACACGAUACUUCCAAGACAAAGCUCGCUGCUCUGCGACAGAACAAAGAAAACGAAAAUAUUUCAUUUUUCCUUUCUGCUGCUGAAGCAUACGGAUGCAACAAGGCCGAUCUUUUCCAGACUGUCGAUCUUGUUGAUGGAACCAACCUUGCUCAGGUUCAAUCCACUCUUUACAAACUCGGCGGACAGGCUCAGAAGCAAGGCUACUCCGGUCCUACUAUCGGCAUCAAACAGGGUUCAGAGAACAAGCGAGAGUUCUCCGAGGAGCAACUCAAAUCUGGCCAGAAUAUCAUCGGCCUCCAGAUGGGAUCCAACCAGGUCGCCAGUCAAAAAGGCAUGUCCGCAUAUGGUGCCACUCGACAGAUUGUAAACAACACACAAUGA
Messenger RNA from Oikopleura dioica, 609 nucleotides. Lineage: Eukaryota; Metazoa; Chordata; Appendicularia; Copelata; Oikopleuridae. The record is from the annotation of a GenBank genome assembly.